UUCAAAACCUUGUUCCUUAGGAUUUAUUUUCUGACUGUCUGUUUUGCCAUUUAUAAACGUGUUAUUCAAUGCUUUUCUAUGGGCUUUAGAGGUAAAGGCCAAAUUAGACCUACAGGGGUUAAAACGGCUUUGUUCUAUUGGAAAUUGUGCAUGUUUAGAGCGCCACCAUUGGAUAAAAGAUAUGACAAUUUAUUAUGAUUUUUAAAAAAUGUUCUAUUUAUUUAAUUUGCAAAUCUCUUAUUCCCCAGCAUGAGGACAAUUCAGGAACCAAAACCAAAAAUACAAAAAAACUGACAUAUUUUGUAUGUCUUUUCUUUGACUGCUGUUGCUCUGUCUUAGUUACGUUGUCGUACCAGAAUCCCACGGGUUCUUAUGUGUUUGCAAGGACUUCUAGUUUUGAAAUCAAAAUGUAUCUAAUGAAGGUAGUUUACAAUAUAUGUGUUGCUUAGAAAAUGCCACCAGAGGGCGCCAGAGCUUUAACUGUUUUGUCCUAAGCGCCUAUUUUCUACUGGGGUUGAGCACCAAUGGCAUCUAAAUAUUUUACUGAAUAUUAUGUAGAAAAUGGUAGUAAUGUAAGUAGUAGCAAAUCAUGAUGUACAUGUAUUUCUCACAAUAGUGCAGAUGUCGGUGCUUGUAGAUUAUGACGCUACAUGCUUUGUUGUUUAACAGUCUCCACUGACCUACAAUGGCCCCAUCUGUUGUUUUACAGUCUCCACUGACCUACAAUGGCCCCAUCUGUUUAACAGUCUCCACUGACCUACAAUGACACCAUCUGUUGUUUUACAGUCUCCACUGACCUACAAUGGCCCCAUCUGUUUAACAGUCUCCACUGACCUACAAUGACCCCAUCUGUUUAACAGUCUCCACUGACCUACAAUGACCCCAUCUGUUGUUUUACAGUCUCCACUGACCUACAAUGACCCCAUCUGUUGUUUUACAGUCUCCACUGACCUACAAUGACCCCAUCUGCUGUUUAACAGUCUCCACUGACCUACAAUGGCUCCAUCUGCUGUUUAACAGUCUCCACUGACCUAUAAAGGCCCCAUCUGCUGUUUAACAGUCUCCACUGACCUAUAGUGGCCCCAUCUGCUGUUUAACAGUCUCUAUAAUGGCCCCAUCUGCUGUUUAACAGUCUCCACUGACCUACAAUGGCCAUAUCUGUGAAAGAGCGUCUCCUGGCCGUUCUGGAUGAUCUCGGCUCUGACGAGCUGAAGAGAUUUAAGUGGCAUCUAACUACAGAAAACCAGCUGGAUGGCUUCCUUCCCAUUCCAAAGGGCCAGCUGGAGACAUCUAACAGACUGGACAUAGUGGAUCAGAUGGUGCAGAAAUACAGGGAGAAUGUGGCUGUGAAGAUCACACUGGACAUCCUGAAGAAGAUUAGCCGCAACGAUCUCGCUGAGAAGCUAAACAGAGACUGUCCAAUAGGUCCUUCAGAGGAAGAUGGUGAGAAGUUCCAACAUGAAUAUAAACUGGAAGUAAAAAGGAAGUUUCAGCAUGUUUUAACGGUACCAAAGCAGGGCCAUAAACAACUUCUCAAUGAGAUCUACACAGAGCUCUACAUCACAGAGGGUGGAAGUGGAGAGGUCAAUCAGGAACAUGAGGUGAGACAGAUCGAGAUCACGUCCAAGAAUCCAGCAAGACCAGAGGCUAAAAUCCUCUGCAAUGACAUCUUCAAACCCUUAACUGGACAAGACAAACCUAUCAGAACUGUGUUGACAAAGGGAGUCGCUGGCAUUGGAAAAACAGUCUCUGUGCAGAAGUUCAUUCUGGACUGGGCUGAAGGGAAAGCCAAUCAGGAUGUCCAAUUCAUAAUUUCACUCCCUUUUCGGGAGCUGAAUUUGGUGAGGGGGGAAAAGUACAGUUUUGUAGAACUUCUACAUGCAUGUGUCUUAGAGACUGGAGUGAUUGAGAGGGACUUUUUGAAUCACAUUUUAACAAAAUUGCAAAAACCAGGAAACCACAAUGAGAGCAAGUACAAAGUUGUAUUUGUCCUUGAUGGUCUGGAUGAGUGCCGACUGACCCUCGACUACGAGACCGGUAAGAGCUGGUGUGAUGUCACGGAGCCAACCUCAGUGGACGUGCUGCUGACAAACCUCAUCAAGGGAAAUCUGCUUCCCUCUGCUCUUCUCUGGAUAACCUCCAGACCUGCAGCAACCAAUCACAUCCCUCCUGAGUGUGUUGACCAGGUGACAGAGGUACGAGGGUUCGAUGACCCACAGAAGGAGGAGUACUUCAGGAAGACAUUCAGUGAUGAGGACCUGGCCAACAGAAUCAUCUCACACGUAAAGACAUCAAGGAGCCUCCACAUCAUGUGCCACAUUCCAGUCUUCUGUUGGAUCUUAGCUUCAGUUCUGGAGCAUGUGUUGAGUUCAGAUAAGAAUGAAGAGAUGCCCAAGACUCUGACUCAAUUAUUUAUUGGGUUACUGAUAUUUCAGACCAAACAGAUGAAUGAUAAAUAUCACAAGAAAGGUGAGCGAGAUCCACGCAGGGAUAAAGAGAGCUUCCUGGCACUGGGGAAACUUGCUUUUAACCAGCUGGAAAAUGGCAACCUGAUUUUCUAUGAGGCAGACCUGAAAAAGUAUGGCAUUGAUGUCACCGAAGCCUCAGUGAACUCAGGAGUGUGUACACAGCUCUUUAGACAGGACUAUGGGCCGUUCCAGGACAAGGUGUACUGCUUUGUGCAUCUGAGCGUUCAGGAGUUUCUUGCUGCGUUAUACGUUUUCCUCUCCUUCAACAACAGCCAUGUCAACCCGAUGACCGAAGACCGAUCCUUCAUCAGAAAAUGUCUAGUGAAGUUGAAUCCUGCCAUCACCUUCCACACGAUUGCAGUGGAUAAAGCCUUACAGAGUGAGAAUGGACACCUGGACCUGUUCCUCCGCUUCCUUCUGGGCCUCUCACUGGAGUCCAAUCAGAAGCACUUACACGGCCUACUGACACAGACCAGAAGCAGCUCACGGGGCCGUGAGGAAACAGUCAAGUACAUCAAGAAGAAGAUCAGGAACACUCCAUCUUCAGAGAGGUGCAUCAAUCUGUUCCACUGUCUGAAUGAACUGAAUGACCAUUCUCUAGUGGAGGAGAUCCAAAAAUACCUGCAUUCAGGAAAUCUGUCCAAAACCAAACUAUCACCUGCACAGUGGUCAGCUCUGGUCUUUGUGUUGCUGACUUCAGAAGAGGAGCUGGAUGUGUUUGACCUGAAGAAAUACUCCAGAUCAGAGGAAGGUCUUCUGAGGCUGCUGCCAGUGGUCAAAGCCUCCAGAACUGUUCUGCUUAAUGGGUGUAACCUCACUGAGAAAUGCUGUGAAGCCUUGGCCUCAGCUUUCAGCUCAACCUCCUCAAACCUGAGAGACCUGGACCUGAGUGACAACAACCUGCAGGAUUCAGGAGUGAAGCUGCUCUCUGCUGGACUGGAGAAUCCACACUGUAAACUGGAGACACUGAGGUUGUCACGCUGUCUGAUCACAAAGAAAGGCUGUGCUUCUCUGGCCUCAGCUCUGAGGUCCAACCCCUCCUACCUGAGAGAGCUGGACCUGAGCUACAAUAUCCUAGGAGACUCAGGAGUGAAGCAGCUAUCUGCUGGACUAGAGGAUCCACACUGUAGACUGGAGAAACUCAAUGUUGACCACCGUGGAGAGUACUGGCUGCUGAAAAAAUAUGCCUGUGAUGUCACACUGGACCCGAACACAGCAUGCAGACACCUCUCUCUGUCAGAGGGGAACAGGAAGGUGACACGGGGGAAAGAGGACCAGCCGUAUCCUGAUCACCCAGGGAGAUUUGAGUUCUGGCCACAGGUGCUGUGUAGAGAGGGUCUGACUGGGCGCUGUUACUGGGAGGCAGAGAUGAGUGGGGGAGGGGAUGACAUAGGAAUGACGUACAGAGGAAUCGGCAGGACAGGAAACGCUGAUGACAGUAAGCUUGGAUGCAAUGACAAGUCCUGGAGUCUGAGCUGCUCUGAUUACGGUUACACUGCCAGGCACAAUAAGGAGAGAACUGACUUACCUGCCUCCUCCUCGUCCAACAGAGUAGGAGUGUAUCUGGACUGGCCGGGCGGCACUCUGUCCUUCUACACUCUGUCCUCCUCUGACACACUCACUCACCUACACACAUUCACCUCCACCUUCACUGAGCCUCUCUAUCCAGGGUUUUGGGUUGAAAUAAACUCCUCGUUGUCCCUAUGUGAGGUCAAAAACCUUUAGGUAGUAAAGGAUGGUUCUUGUUGUUAUUGAUUGGUGUUUGUAAAUAAUGUUUAUUUAGUCAAAUGGUUGACAUUGCAAUCCUGAUUCUGUUUGAAGUCAGUAACACUGAAUGGACCUUUCCUGGUACACAUUCGGCCAGAUGACGACAAAUAAAACUGGUUGCUUUCAAAAACUGUUAAAUGUUGUUUUUUCACAUAAAAG
Messenger RNA from Oncorhynchus tshawytscha (Chinook salmon), 4394 nucleotides. Its product is annotated as NACHT, LRR and PYD domains-containing protein 3-like. Gene Ontology annotation, molecular function: protein binding. Lineage: Eukaryota; Metazoa; Chordata; Actinopteri; Salmoniformes; Salmonidae. The record is from RefSeq and is a predicted model, not a curated record.